UGAGGAGUGGCUCUGGGAAAGUCCCAGGGGUGGGGGCAGCCUCCACAGCCUCCACAAGGCAUUUACCACCUUGACCCCACCCCUCCUGGGUAAAAGUCUCCCCCUGGCUGUAACUCCACAGUUAGAACUUCAUACCUUUGGCUUAAAGCUGAAUUUUCUGUAACCAUGUGGAUGCCCCAGGUGGAGGGGCCCAGUCCUGCUUAAGAACACCAUGAAUGCAGGAGCAUUGCAGGGGGCUCAACAGUUGGCUAUUGGAGAGAAGGGAGCAGCGGCAUUGAGAGACUGCCAGACUGGGGCAUGGCCCUGAGCCCAGGGGCUAGUGUGGUCCUCCGUGAAAACCUGGAAAUGACACCUAGUCUCAGCAUCACCGAGGUCACAGAUGUAGGCUCUGGUACCAUCUCUGGGCCCCACUCAGACAUGGGCCUUGUUCCUGUCAUGAGCCCACCUCCGAAUCCUAGCUCAGCCCUUAUUCCAGAACUUAAUCCAAGUCAGAGUCCCGUGUCAGAGGAGAUCCCUGGCCUGGUGACUGGUAACACCCCCAGGCCUGUUGACAGCUGGGCUGUGGGUCCCGCCUCCCUCCAGAUCACCACUUCCCACUCAGGUGAAGUCCUGGGCGUGAGUUCAAAAUAUGUCUCCAGGUCUAACUCCCAGAAGGCCAUAAGUCUAGUCUCAAACCUCGUUCUGAGCCCCAGCUCUACUGGGACCCAGGGUCUGAGCUCAGGGAGCCACACAGGGCCCAAUUCUAAGGAGGCCUUCAACACCCACUCAAGCCAGAGUUUUGAUUUGGGUCAGAGUAACUCCAAUCCUUCCAGGCCUGAAGCAGACACAUUUAUAAGGCCCUAUUCAAGAGAAGCCUUGGUUGUGGGCCAGUGUGUCUCCAGGCCAGGCUCGAAAGCACUCCUUAUUCCAGCCUCAAACUCUCCUCUGGACCCAGACACCAACCAGAUACUUGGUGUGGGCUCAAGAAACACCUCCAAGCCAGACCUGCAUGCAGCUCGAGGUUCCAGUGGGACCCUGAUCCCAGAUGUCGACGAGACCAUCACUGUGGUAUCACAUAAGAUCUCCGGGUCUGUGGCAAAGGGAACCUUUGGUGCAGCCUGGAAAACGAGCUCCAAGGAAACCAUCAACGUGGCUUCCAGUGGCAAUCCCAGGUCUGACUUGAACAUGACCAUCACUCAGGCCUCAUGCUUGACCCUGAUUCCUGGCCCCAAUGACGGUAUCAGCCUGCACUCCAGCACCCAUGGACCCAACCCCACCCUUUCUCCACCCUCGUGCAUGACCCUGCUCCUGGGCUCCAAUGAGACUGUCAGCCUGGGCUCCAGCCUCAUCUUCAGUGACACCUCCACCCUGACACUGAGCAGCCAGCAGGAUUACUCUGAGGGCAACAGCAUCCACACCAUACCCUUGGAUGAGAAUCUGGGGAGCUGGGGCGAGAUGGUCACCACUGAGACAGGUCAGUUCCCGCUGGGGUUCCCCACCUGUGCCACCACAAACGAAGACACCAAAGCCUUCCAAAGCAUCCCAGAGGGAAUCUUCGAUGAAGUGACCUCAUGCCUGGUGAAGGUGCCAGGGAAGAGAGAUGAUGACAACAAGAUGGCUCUGGUGGAGAAUGUCAUCGCCCUCCAGAAACGCCAGGAAGGGGAAGGCGAGAAGAAGACCAUGAUGAAGAAGAUGAUGAGGCAGAUCCAGGAGGAGCCACUGGAUUCCCUCUCAAGCACUGUCCGCUGGAAAGCCAUGGAGACCCUGACCCAGCUGAGUCACUCCCAGCCUAUCCUGGGCUGGCAAGAAAGAACAGAGCUGGUGAGCACGUGCGUGAAGAGUGUGUUCUCCCUCCCCUCCGUGCAGGCCAUGCAGGAGAAAGACGAGGCCAAGGCUGAGGCCAUACAGACACUUUACCGUCAGACCCUGGAAGCUCUGCAGACACUGCUCAACGCCCUCUUUGUGGAGGACCCCACUCCUGCCGGGCUGACGAGCAUCUUGGAGCCCCUGGGGCCCUGGAUGAACUCUGGGAAGGCCCAUGAGCGAGCACGGGCUGUGAACAGCAAUGUCUCUGUGUUGAACCACAUGCUUCUGACCCUGCCUUUCUUUAUGUCCUCGGGGUUCCCGGCGCUGGGGCUUCUGCUGGGGAGACUCAUCCUUCGCAUCGGGGAUCCUGAUGAGGAGAUCGGCCGGGAGGCCCUGGACGGCAUCAUCAUCCUCUACACCAUCCUGGAGCUCCAAAAACGAUCCAGAGAUAAGGAAGAGACCAAUAAGGAGGAGCUGUAUGAGAGCAACAAGCGAUUCCUGGGGCCCUACAACCCUGUCAGCCCAUGCCAGAAUAUUCUGCGUGUGAUCGCGGAGUUUGGAGACUUCCUGGGACCCCAGCAGGUUAAGGACCUGUUGCUAGCAGUCCUAGAAGGCUUGAAAGGCAGCUCAGAGGCCCGGGGGAAGGACUCUGGGGAGAUGAUGCAGCUAGCCUCAGAGGUCACGCUCAGCUCGGUGCUGGAAUGGUACCGCCACAGGGUGCUGGAGGUGAUCCCAGAAAUCAUGCAAGGCAUCUAUGCACAGCUGAACUGCAUCCAGGAACCACGGGCCCGCGAGGUGGCCCUGCUCCCCGUCUCCCUCCUGGCCAGCUCCUUCAUGACCGAGGUGGUUGUGGCCCUGCUCACGUGCCCCCUCCCACUGGACAGCAAUGGUGCGGAGAUGUGGAGGCAGCUGAUACUGCGCAAGCCCAGCUGUGACAUCCGAGACCUCCUGGACCUGCUCCUGACCAGCCUGAAGGAGAAGCCCUUCACCAAGAAUGGCCGGACCUCCAUCGUGCCCCUUGCGGCAGCCAGCGGCCUGUGUGAGCUCCUGUCGGUCAACAGCUGCGUGGGUCGUGUGAGGCGUAUCUAUCCCCAGCUGCUCCUGGCCCUGCUCAUUCAGGUCCAUUACCACAUCGGGCUCUACUUUCCCAGCCGCACGGCUUUCUGCAACGAUGCCAGGAAGGACACUCCGCCUUCCAUCUUCAUACCUGUGCGCUGGGUGGUCAAAGUGGUGAAAACCUUGCUGCUGAGGAUGGGCUGCUCCUAUGAGGCCACCUUUCUGGAGGACCAGGGCGGCUGGGAGCUCAUGGAGCAGGCGGAGAACCACCACCGGGGAGUGUCCCUGCUGGCCAGGGCCAUGGUGCACUACUCCUGCCAGGAGCUGUGCCGUAUCCUCUACCUGCUCAUCCCGCUCCUGGAGCGAGGCGACGAAAUGCACAAGAUCACGGCCACCGCCUUCUACGUGGAGCUCCUGCAGAUGGAACAGGUGCGGCGGAUCCCCGAGGAGUACUCGCUGGGGCGAAUGGCAGAAGGCCUGAACCACCAGGACCCCAUCAUGAAGCUGCUGUCCAUCCGAGGCCUGGUUAUCUUGGCCCGCAGGACUGAGAAGACUGCCAAGGUGCAGGCCCUCCUGCCCUCCAUGGUGAAGGGCCUGAAGAGGAUGGAUGGGCUGCUGGUGGUGGAGGCGGCCCACAACCUCAAGACCAUCUUCAAGGGGCAGGACCGGAAGCUGACAGACAGCUCGGUCUAUGUGGAGAUGCUGCAGAUCCUGCUGCACCAUUUCAACGAUAGGGCCCCCCAGAAUGAGUGGGUGGACAGCCGCCUGCCUCCGUGUGAGGCUCAGAGGCCCAGGCAGCCUCUUGGAGGAGGGAGCCUGCCUGAGCCUCGGGGUCUGCCCCAGUCUCGAGAGGACGUGCGCUCUUCCUGCAUCAACCUGUAUGGCAAGGUGGUCCAGAAGCUGCGGUUGCCCCGCACCCCAGCUGUGGAGCAGCAGCUCAUCAGGACCUUGGUGCCCCUGCUGCUGCUCAUGCAAGAGGGCAACACCGAGGUGAGCCAGAAAUGUAUAAAGACCCUGUUCCGCUGCUCUUGCCUCAUGGCAUGGGAAUUGCCAAAAAGAGCCUAUAGCCGGAAGUCCUGGGACAACCAGCAGCAGACGGUGGCCAAAAUAUGCAAGUACCUUGUGACUACCCACCAAGACAGCGCCUUCACAUUCCUCAGCCAGAGCCUGCAGUAUGCCAAGAAUUCCCGGGCCUCCCUCCGGAAGUACUCAGUCAUGUUCAUAGGGUCCCUGGUCCCCUGCAUGGAGAGCAUAAUGACAGAAGACCGUCUGAAUGAAGUUAAAGCAACUCUGGAAAAUCUGAGACACGACCCGGAAGCAUCAGUGUGCAUCUACGCUGCGCAGGCCCAGGACCACAUCUUGGCCAGCUGCUGGCGGAAUUCCUGGCCGCUGCCGCACGGGGACUCGUGGGUGUGCGACCCGGCUGCCACACACCGCUGGAGCCCCAGCUGUGAGAACCUGCCCACUUCCCACCAGCGGCGCUCCUGGAUCAUGCAGACCCUGGGCUCCUGGAAGUUGUCCCUGAAGCAGUGAUGUCUCCGAGCCCCCAGCCCUCCUCAGGGGUGGCCACGGCCACAGCCAUUCCCUAUAAAUGCCACGUGGCUUACCUCU
Molecule: messenger RNA, 4452 nt
Organism: Lutra lutra (Eurasian river otter)
Lineage: Eukaryota; Metazoa; Chordata; Mammalia; Carnivora; Mustelidae
Gene: MROH7
Product: maestro heat like repeat family member 7
Exons: 24
Coding region: 298-4374 (1358 amino acids)
Cellular component (GO): cytoplasm
Source: RefSeq, a predicted model, not a curated record